Molecule: messenger RNA, 1191 nt
Organism: Lemur catta (Ring-tailed lemur)
Lineage: Eukaryota; Metazoa; Chordata; Mammalia; Primates; Lemuridae
Gene: TMEM150B
Product: transmembrane protein 150B
Exons: 8
Coding region: 195-893 (232 amino acids)
Source: RefSeq, a predicted model, not a curated record
AGGCAGGGUCACCAGGACUCCUGCGGCACAAACUGCCCCCAGACAGCAGGGGGACCUGUGGGCUGGAUUCUUGGGUCCCUGCAUAGCGCUCCAGCCUGGACUUUGCCUCUGGGCUGCCUGAGCCCCACCCUGCAUCCCAGGCCUUCCCUGGAACACCCAGGACCACAGCCCAGGGAGCUGGGAGAGAGCCCACCAUGUGGGGCUACCUGACCCUGCUGCCUGCCUUCCUGGCCGUCUGGGCUACCACUGGGAUCUGGAUUGUUUUUGCCAUUGCAGUGGCCAACAGGACUGUGAACCUCAGCGAAGGCUUUCCCUACAUCAGUCUCUGUGGAUCUUACCCCCCUCAGAGCUGCAUCUUCGGCCAGUUGCUCAACGUGGGAGCUGCCAUGGCCGCCUGGAUCUGCAUUCUCCGUUACCACCAGUUCCGGGACUGGGGGGUCGGCAGGUGGCCUAACCAGCUGAUCCUGUGGACGGGUCUCCUCGCUGCCCUGGGCACCUCCGUGGUGGGCAAUUUCCAGGAAAAGAACCAGAAGCCCACACACCUGGCAGGAGCCUUCCUUGCCUUCAUCCUGGGCAACCUCUACUUCUGGCUGCAGCUCCUUCUCCAGUGGUGGAUGAAGAGCCUGCCCCGGCCUGGGGGCCCCUGGAUGGGCCCACUCCGCCUGGGCCUCUGCUGUCUCUGCACCGUUCUCAUCAUGGCCAUGAUCGUCCUCCACUCCCAGCAGCUGCGUUCCGCCUCUGCCAUCUGUGAGUGGGCCACGGCCAUGCUGCUAUUCGGGCUCUUUGGACUCCUGUCCGUUGACUUCUCUGGCCUGGGUGGCUGCACGCUGUGUCUUCAGCCGCCGCUGGCCUCCCCCGUCUCCCUGCCUGUCCAGCUGUCGCAGGAGUCCUGAGCCGGGUCUCAUGUCACCAGUGGAAGAAGAAGAUGGGGCCAAUGCUUGUUCCCCCAACAUCCCCAGGAUGAACUACUGGGGAUCUCUGACUGGCCGGGAGCAGGAGACGCUGACCGUCCCCAUUCUGGAGCCUAGGGGACGUGUGUGCGGGCGUGGAGGGCCUCAGCACAGCUGGUCGCAGGCUGCACCUCUGCGCCUGCCUGUCCCCGCCAUCCGGCCCUGACCGUGUGACGGGAGCAGCCAGGAAGCAAGAGGCCAAGGUCAACCAGCGUCCCUGAUCAAGGCUAUUUAUUAUUAU